AUGGCCGGCGCAAAGAAAGCGACGAAGAAAUUCGAAAAAAGCAUCUCAAGGAUGUUAUCGAGCGACGCAAGUCCAACGCGAAGCCGCCGAGAUGCCGAAGAGGAGGACCAGCCUGACCCCGAGGAGGCUAAGAAGGAGAACGCCUUCGCCGAGAUGAACGUCGACGAUUUCUUUGCCGGUGGCUUCGAUAUUGCCGAUUCGACUGAUGGGAAGAAGAAGAAGUCGGGCAAGGAUGUGACCCCCAAAAUUGGAAAGCGAAAGCGCGCUGCCACCCAGGAGAAAGAAGCCGAUGCUAGCGAAGAAAGCGCGGCCAGCGACAAUGACGACAACGAUGAUGAGGAUAACUCAAGUGAUGCCAACGACUUUGAUGCGCACAAAGACCAAUUGGCGGCACUUAAGGAGAAGGACCCCGAAUUCUACAAAUAUCUUCAGCAGAACGAUUCAGAGUUGCUUGACUUUGGCGCUCAAGGCGACCUAUCAGAGGUUGAUGAGUUGAGUGAAGGUGAACCUGCUGAGGAGGAGGGGCCUGCAAAGAAGAAAAAGAAGAAGAGCAAGAAGGACGAAGAAGAUCAAGAGGACGAGCCGGAGGCCACUCAGAACACCCUGACCAUUCCCAUGGUCAAGAAGUGGCAGAGCCUGAUGGAGGAGCAACAUUCGAUCCGUGCCAUGCGCCAGACAGUCCUUGCAUUCCGUGCUGCUGCCUCCGUUAAUGACGCCGAAGCCCCGGAGCAGAAGUACACCAUCUCCGAUCCCAACGUCUACCAUCAGGUCCUGGUUACGGCGCUGAAUGUCGUUCCCAAGGUCCUGGGCCAUCACCUCCCUGUCAAGGAGUCCGCUUCGGGCAAGAUCCGGGUUUCCCUGGACUCCAAGAAAUUCAAGACUCUAACUCCGUUGAUCAAGUCUUACACGUCCUCCGUUCAUCAGCUUUUGAUCAACCUCUCCGAUGCAUCGACGUUGAAGUUGACUUUGUCAGCCAUGGAGCCCAUGCUUCCUUAUCUCCUUCAGUUCCGCAAGGUUCUGAAGACUCUGAUUAAGACCGUUGUGGGAAUUUGGGCUGAUGUCUCCACUGCCGACGCGACCCGGAUCACGGCCUUCCUGUUGCUCCGUCGCCUCAUGGUUUUGGGCGAUGCAGGCAUCAAGGAGACUGUGCUCAAGGCCACGUACGAGGGUGUGGUCAAGGGCAGCCGCAACACGACCGUGCACACACUGGCUGGUGUGAACCUCAUGAAGAACUCCGCGGCUGAGAUCUGGGGCAUUGACCAAAAUGUCGCCUACACAGCGGGUUUCAGCUUCAUUCGACAGUUGGCUAUGCAUCUGCGCAGUAGCAUUACCAACACAUCAAAGGAAUCCUACAAGACGAUUUACAACUGGCAAUACGUGCACUCUCUCGACUUCUGGUCGCGUGUUCUAGCUCAGCACUGCGAUGGCCUCGUUGAGGCCCAAGCUGGCAAGCAGUCUGCCCUGCGGCCUCUCAUUUACCCUGUUGUUCAGAUCACUCUGGGCGCAAUGCGUCUCAUCCCCACUGCUCAGUACUUCCCUCUCCGCUUCCAGUUGACGCGCGCUUUGCUGCGUAUCUCUCGUGCCACCGGCACCUACAUCCCGCUUGCACCCGCACUCAUUGAGGUCCUUACCUCUGCUGAGAUGCGCAAGGCCCCCAAGUCUAGCACUUUGAAGCCGCUUGAUUUCAACACUGCUAUCCGUGCGCCCAAAUCCUACUUGCGUUCUCGCACUUAUCAAGACGGUGUUGGUGAGCAGGUCGCGGAACUCCUGUCUGAGUUCUUCGUUCUGUGGUGCAAGCACAUUGCGUUCCCUGAGCUUUCUGUUCCCGUGGUCGUUGCCUUGAAGCGCUGGCUGAAGCAGGUCUCCGCCCGCAGUGGUGGCAACAAGAAUGCCAAGAUCAACCAGAUGAUCCUUCUUCUUGUGCAAAAGAUCGAGGCCAAUGCUCGAUGGAUCGAGGAGCGUCGAUUGAACGUUUCGUACACGCCACGCAACCGAACCGAGGUGGAGAAUUUCCUCAAGGACGCCGACUGGGAGACUACACCUCUCGGCGCGUUUGUCAAGACCCAGCGUAAGCUCCGGGAGGAACGGGCUGCCAUCGUCGAGGAGAGCCGUCGGGAAGAAGAGAAGCGCCGUGCGGAGGACAAGAAACGCGACGAAGAUGAGAUGAUGGAGGACUUUGGCAGCGAUGGAGACAGCGAUGCUGGUGAGGAUGAGGAAGAGGAGGAGAGCGAAGAUGAGAUGGAGGAGGAGGAAGAAUCGGAAGAGGAGGAUGAGGAUGAGGUCGAAAUGGAGGAAUAG
This is a messenger RNA of Penicillium oxalicum, 2298 nucleotides long. RefSeq names its product mRNA-binding ribosome synthesis protein NOC2. Gene Ontology annotation, biological process: ribosomal large subunit biogenesis. Gene Ontology annotation, cellular component: Noc1p-Noc2p complex; Noc2p-Noc3p complex; nucleoplasm. The record is from RefSeq and is a predicted model, not a curated record. NCBI's taxonomy places the organism in Eukaryota, Fungi, Ascomycota, Eurotiomycetes, Eurotiales, Aspergillaceae. The coding region runs from base 1 to 2298 and encodes 765 amino acids. The transcript has 2 exons.